This is a messenger RNA of Cyprinodon tularosa, 1825 nucleotides long. RefSeq lists its product as uncharacterized. Gene Ontology annotation, molecular function: zinc ion binding; nucleic acid binding. Lineage: Eukaryota; Metazoa; Chordata; Actinopteri; Cyprinodontiformes; Cyprinodontidae. The record is from RefSeq and is a predicted model, not a curated record. The transcript has 2 exons. The coding region runs from base 129 to 1154 and encodes 341 amino acids.
GUUAGGAGGCCCUGCAGGUUUUUUAGACCAGGCUGUGUAUACAGGCAGAUGAGGGUGGUGUACGCGAUACAGUUUAAGGACAGCAGGGGCAGCAGGUGUUUCUGGCUGCUUGCACAUUGCAGACAGGCAUGGAGGAGGACUCUGAGAAACACGCCAUGUCACAGCGUAUCAGAGAGCUGGAAAGUCAGCUGGCAGAGCUGCAAGCAGCUGGUGGGGAUUCUGAAACGCCAACUACCUCUACUGGAACCACUAGCGGGAGGCCUACGUUUUCAAUCCCACAAGCUCCGAUUAUAUAUGUGCAGCAGGAUCGAAAGCUGCCAGUGUUUUCUGGACAUUUGAACAGCAAUGACUCGUGGACUCUGGAGGAGUGGAUAGAGCGAAUAAGGCAUUUUGCCGAAUCGAGGGGCUGUACAGAGAAGGAGCGUGCACAAAUAGUGUUUGAUCAUCUGGAGGGUGCCGCUCGUACGGAGGUUAAAUUUUUACCCCCGCAACAACGUGAAUGUAUGGACUCUAUUUUUAACAUUUUGAGGGAAGUUUAUGGAUGUAUGCAUUCUCAUGUCUCAUUACAGCGUCGGUUUUAUAACCGCAAACAACAAGAUGGUGAGUCUUUAAUCGAUUAUUCCCAUUCUUUGAUGGACUUAAUGGACAUGAUUGUUAAAAGUGAUGCUCAAGUUGUUUCGAGAGUUGUCUCUAAAGACUUGCGUGAUCAAUUCAUUGAUGGAAUCAGGGAUCAAACCUUGAAAAUAAGACUGAGAGACCUGGUUAAUGCCAAUCCUAACUGGACAAUCCGAGAGGCUCGAGCUGAGGCAACAAAGUGGAUGGCUCAGUGUGGUGCUCCGUCUAAAUCUGUUCGUUUGGUCUCUAAUGAAACUGUUGUAUCUUGUGAAGCUACUACUGGUUCAUCUCAAUAUUUAGAAUUGAUGUCUCUGCUAAAAGCCCAACAGACCCAACUAGAGUUGGUGGUUAAAGCACUGGCUCCACAAAGUUUACCUCCAGCAAGGGGCCGCUUCAAUAGGCCCAGGCGCAAUGCGGAUGGAAAACCUAUAUGCUUUAGGUGUGAGCAGAGCGGCCAUAUUGCAAGAAACUGCCCGAAUAAUAUUCAGAAUGAAGCUAAAGAGGAUAACCAAAAUGAAUCAAAGUCUGCGGGAAACUAGAGCCCGCCAGUGUGCAGAGCCAGACAUUGGUGGGGGGACAGAUGGGCUCAGAUGACAUAGAUUCUGAAUUUGGUAACCUGGUCGGUAAGUGCUUUGAGGCUGAAAUAGACUUUGCUGGAGUCAGUGUCCCCUGUCUAUUGGACAGUGGGUCCAUGGUAACCACUAUAACUGAGAGUUGUUUUAAUGAAAACUUUUCUCAUUUAUCUGAUAAGAGUCUAAGGGAUUGUGGGUGGUUAGGUUUAAAAGCUGCAAAUGGUUUAACAAUCCCGUACCUUGGUUAUAUUGAACUGGAUUUGAAUAUUUUGGGUGUGCUGAUUCCUCGUCGGGGGUUGUUGAUUGUGAAAGAUCCAUCUGACAUUUACAUGAGACAGAAAAAAACCGCUGUACCUGGGGUUCUGGGCAUGAAUGUGUUUAACCCCCUUUAUCAAGAACUGUUAAAGAGAUAUGGCGCUGACCUUUGGGGGGCCCCAGAGAUUAAAUCCGCACCACCAGGGCUGAAGAAGAUCCUGAGGCAUUGCCAGGUGAUGGAGGCCAUGGCCAGCUCUUCAGAACCCUACCCAGUGAGAGUACAGGGUAAGGAUCCUCUGUGUAUUCCAGCUGGUAGUCUUAAGUAUGUCCCUGUUACCUGUCCAAAGGUAUCCUUACACCAGGCUAUAGAGCUCAUGGUGGAG